GCCGAGGAGGCAAAGGGGCUAAGGGAAAGAAAGGGGGGAGGUCCAGACGUGGGGAAGACUCAGAGGAUGAGGAGGAGGAUGAAGAUGAAGAAGAGGAGGAUGACGAGGAUGAAGAUUAUGGCAAAUCCAAGAAGAAAUCUAAAGAUCACCAUAAAGGAGGGAAGUCUGAUGCUGAUGGAAAGAAGAAGAAACACAAAAAGAAAGAGGAUGCUCCGCCGCUUCCGAUAAAGGAAAUCCCAAAGAAAGGUCUGAAGAACAUGUCCAGGAUGUUCAUGAAGUUCUCUGGUUUCAAGCGGCGCAGGAACAGCAGAAAGAAGCUGAAAAGUACAUCGCGCCUGUUCCUGGGGUUGGGGAAGAGAAAGAACCGACUUGCUAAGAAGAAACGCCGGAAGUCUAUGCUGAAGAACACCUCUCGAUUCAUGAUGAGGUUUAAGGCCAGCAAAAAGAGAAAAAAGGAGAAAGAGGCCAAAGAGAAAGCAGCAGCAAAUGGUGGGAAGAAGCCGACCUACAUGCUGCUUCGUCUGGGGGGAGGGAAGGAGGAGAAGAAAGGGGGCUUCUUCAAAGGCUUAUUUGGGAAAAAGGAUGGUGACGGGCCUACUGAUGACUUCAAGAACAGAAGUUUGUUGCUGGGUAAGGUUGCGGCGGCGACUAACUGGCUCACCAAACGUUUCCUGUCAACUAAAAUGCGAGGGAAGUCGGGACAACAUGGCUGGGCGGGCCGUAGAGGACACAGCCGGCAAGCCAGCUCCAGAGGUUAUCUCCAUGGUUACCAUAACGAUGGUUACGAACACGGGGAGGAUCCUUACGGGUACGACCAGCGACACUCAAGUCGCCAGAAAGGCUACGGAGGCUAUGACGAUGGUUAUGGCGGUUAUGUAGAUGAGGCAGCUGCAGCGUAUGGUGACCAGGGUCAGUUUGGUUACUAUGACAACGGAGCAGGGGGAGCAGACUAUCAAGACCUGGGUUACUAUGAAGAAGAGGGUCUCUAUAAUCCAAAUGCAGAAUAUUAUGAAGGUGGUGUUUAUGACGAGCGCAUGGGGGACUACUAUAAUCCUUACUCCGCUGCCCAAGGCUACUAUAACAACCAGGAAGCUGAUUACUAUGGUUACCAACAACAACAGGCAGCGGCAAUGUAUGGUGACGAGGGUCUUGACUACUAUGCUCUAAUGGGUGAGGACCACAUUUAUGCAGGAGAGGUAGAUGGAUUCCUUGAUCCUCAGGCUCAGGGUUAUUAUGAUGAAAAUGGUCAAGUAGUUUACUAUGGUGAUGGACAAGGGGGUUACUAUGACGACGGACAGGCAGGUUACUAUGAGAACCCCUAUGCAGCAACUAUGGGAAUGCAGGGGGGAUUUCCACCAGACUAUCAACUUAGCUAUAGUGAUGCUGGCAUGCCGUAUCAAGACUACAGCUCCCAGCAAGCAGUCGGAUUCCCACAAGGAGGCCAGCAGGUCCUCAGUUUUGGGGGGCAGGGAAUGGAUCAGGUGCAGGGUCUGUAUGGGGAACAGUUUGCAGACCAGAUGGAUCAAUAUGGGGGUGAUACUGGUGGACUUCAGGGAGGGGACAUGACAUUCCGAGUUCCUAGACCUCAAGUGCGCCUAUUUGGGAAAGAGCGUCUCGAUGUGCCCCUGCCCCCUCCACCUACUCUGCCACCUGAUCCAGAAUUUGAGGACAUGUCAGAAAUCCAGUAUGAAGACCAGAUUCCCCUUGUGCCAGGUCAGCCUGGUGACAUGAUGUCAUUACAGCCGCCCAUGGCAAUGUCGCCACAACAACAAAUGAUGAUGUCUCCUCAAGAACAAAUGAUGCACAAGCAGCAGAUGAUGUCUCCACAAGAGCAGAUGAUGUUGCAACAAGAGCAGAGUAUGUCCCCGCAGAUGAUGUCACCACAAAUGAUGUCACAGCAAAUGAUGCUGCCACAGCAACAGAUGAUGUCACCACAAGAACAGAUGAUGUCACAGCAAAUGAUGCUGCCACAGCAACAGAUGAUGUCACCACAAAUGAUUUCACCACAGAUGAUGACAGAUCCAAUGAUGAUGCCACAGCAACAGGGUUAUGGCCCACCAUCAAUCCCUACUCCAACUGCCAUGAUUAUUAAGCAAGCAGGCAUGUCCCCCCUUCCUGCGCGUCGUAUGCCACCUUCUCCGACUCCAUCCCGCCGCUCUGUCAUGAUGCCCUCACCACAGAUGCAACGCCAUCCCUCUGCCAUGGCUUCCCCAGUCCCAUCUCCUAUGCUUCCACAGAGACGAAGCCCCUCCCCGCAACCAUCCAUGAGGGGCGGGUUCAUUGGUGCCCAAAGACCCCCCUCUGUUAUGUCGAGACGCAUCUCACCUCCUUCCUCCCCCAUGGCGUCUCCCCUCGCCCGGCGUAGAAUGCAACCUCAGAGAUCACCGUCUCCCCUAACCCGAGGGCCCUCACCCCCCCACUCUCCCCGUGCUUCCAUGAUACGGCGAAGUCCUCCACCGUCACCAAGAGCAUCAAUGAGGCGGCGCUCUCCACCUUCCUCGCCCCGCGCUUCCAUGAGGAGGCGAAGUCCCCCACCGUCUCCCACUCCUGCUCGCAGCCCGUUUGGAGGGAGGAGGAUGGGGUCACCUUCCCCUCCCCUCCCCCCUGGUCAUGCAUCUCCCCCUCUCUCUCCACAGCUCAGUAGAAGACCGUCUCCCUCUCCUUCUCCAUCUCGUCGCAGUUUAUCCCCUGCAGGACCCCGUCCUGCCCCGUUGUCUCCUACUCUCUCUCGUCGCUCAACUCGACUGCUCAGGGACCCCACCCCCUUGGCUAGGCCUAGGAUGGGGGGAAAUGUUCCUUUAGGCACUGUCAGACCCUCCCCUAUGGGACUCCGAGGGCGCCCUGUGCCUCCACCCACCCAGAAUGUGCGUCCAUUCCGUACCGCCUCUAUAAGAAGCAACAGGUCCUCUGUUCUCACAGUGGACUCCUCCCUCCACUCUUCCCCUUUCCACUCCCCUCACAUGAUCCACCGUGCUCCCUUGGGGAGGAGAGAAUCUGGCCGAUUUCCUCCUCGCCCCAUAGCUCGAGGACGUCCCCUCAUGGCUCAGCAAUCCAUGAGAAGGAUGCCUCCUGCUUCUCCACAGCCCUCUCUGAAGCACAUGCCACAUCCUGCAUCCCCACGCCUCUCUCCAAGGCUCUCUCGUCAGUCCUCCCCCCACCUGCCUUCUCGAAUUGCCCAUCCACCCGUUUAUGCACCAGAGACAUAUGUGUCUGGCCCCCAUGCUGAUCCUUAUAUCGAGCAGAUUGUCGCUCCCUCUUCUCCCAUGUUAUCUGGUGCUUUGCAGAACCAGGCUAUCCGACAGGCCUCUUUCUCCUCACCCCUUGGCCCACAGGUGGUAGGCGUGAGUGAGAUGGCUCCUGAAUACAUAGAACCUUACAUUCCCUCAUCCCCUACGCUUUCUGGUGCAAUGCAAAACCAGGCCAUUCGGGAUGCAUCCAUGUUCCCUCACUGCAGGAGGCCAAUGUCACCUUAUGAGCAGCCUAUGCCCCCUUCGUCCCCCAUGCUGUCUGGGGCUCUACAGAAUCAGGCAGUGAGAGAAGCGUCCUAUGUGUCUCCUCUUCAAAGGCCUCAGUCUCCAUAUGCUCAGUCUGUACCUUCAUCUCCAAUGCUCUCUGGAGCUAUGAGACACGGUCAGGCACUAAGAGGCGUGGCUUCUUACCAGACUCCACAGCUCCGGUCACCAUACGGACCAACUGUUGUUACUCCAUAUGAUUAUAUCUCUGAGCCCGGCCCAGCGCCGCUGCUCCAUGACGCCCUGCAGAACCGAGCUGGUUUGCAGAACGUCUCGACUUUAAGAUCACCGAUGAUGCAGCGCCGUAAUCCUUACGCACCAGCUGGACCUCAGCUCCACAGUGCGUUACAACAGAACCCAAACCUGCGGCAAGCAUCUUAUCAGACACCUAUGCAACUCAGACGGCCCUCAUAUGGGCCCCCACCUCCCUCUUCACCAAGGUUGGGAAGCGCCCUGCAAAACCCGCAGGUGAUGCAGGCGUCGUACCGGCUGCCAGACGGAACCUUGGUGUCGCCAUAUGCAACUUCACGUUCCUCCCCUGUGCUCGGCCACGCCCUACAAAACCAACAAGUCCGUGGAGCCUCAUACACCUUGCCUGAUGGAUCAUUUAUCAGGGACCCACGUGUGCCCCAGAAACCCAUGUCCCCCAACCUAUCUAGAGCUCUUCAGAACCAGGAUCUCAAGUCUGCUUCAUAUACUCUCCCUGAUGGCACCAUUAUAGAUCCUAGACAGCAACAACCCAUUUCACCAAACCUGGCCAAAGCCCUGACCAACCCAGCUCUGCGCGCAGCCUCCUACUCUCUCCCUGAUGGCACCAUUGUGAUUGACCCCAACAAGCAGAAGUCCCCAAACCUGGCAGCAGCGCUUCAGAACCCUUACCUGAAAAGUGCAUCGUACACCCUGCCAGAUGGCACCAUCAUCAUUGAUCCGCGGAAACCUGUCUCUCCAAACCUGUCCAAUGCCCUUCAAAACAGUGCCCUGCGGGGCGCCUCCUUCACAUUACCGGAAGGGGUUCAAGACCCCAACACACCCAUAUCACCAAACCUGGCUAAGGCCCUCAGUAACCCAGCCUUGAAAGGAGCUUCAUACACCCUCCCAGAUGGAACUAUUAUAGUGGACCCAAGGAAACAAAAGAGCCCCACUCUAACAGCCGCCCUGCAGAACCCCUAUCUAAAGGGAGUGUCGUACACCCUGCCUGAUGGAACCAUCAUCAUUGACCCACGGAAACCAGUUACCCCUGACCUGUCUAAAGCUCUUUUGAAUGAGAACCUUCGUAAGGCAUCAUACCACCUCCCUGAUGGUUCCCUGGUUAUUCCUGGCCAGAAGCCAAACCUUGCAGGUGCUCUGAGACAAAACAAGGCUCUUCGUUCUACAGGUCUCUAUCACCUAUCAGACAGCUCAGUACUGUCAGGUGUACCUAAACCCACCACUCCCAACCUCUCCUCUGCACUGAGGAAUGAGGAACUCCGUGGUGUCACUUUCAGGCUGCCGGAUGGCUCUGUUCUCACACGUCGGUUCCAUAACCCCAGCCUGUCUGAUGCCAUCCAAAACCAGCAGCUUCGCUAUGCCUCAUACAGAGUGCCAACAGGCCUGCAGGGUGAGGAUAAUCGCUAUGCUGUGGUUCCUCCCUACGGGCCACGCUCAGGCCACUGGGCCAGGAAUGCCCAAGGAGGAGGAGGGGAGGGAGGGGAGGAUGUUUGGGCGGCUGAGAGGGUUUUACCGCAUGGAACAGUCCAGAAUCUGUCAAAGUGGUCCAUGUACAGAGAGGACGGGGUGUUAGAAGGAUACUCACCCACACCUCGAUUUGUAGAUGGACAGCUCAAGGACCCAGACUGGACUCCUGACAGAGACAGAGCACCUGGUCAAAGCUGGUAUGAUAAGAUCUUCUCUAUCCUAAGCACGCCCAUAACAGGCCACAGGGUGAAAAACUGGGCGGAGGGAAUGGAGGACAUGACACAGCUGCCUGAGCUGAAUGAGACCACAGUUCUGAUGAACCUGAAGAAGCGCUACGACCAGGAGCUCGUCUAUACCUACAUAGGCAGCAUCCUCGUGUCUGUGAAUCCCUACAAGUUGCUCAACAUGUACGGCACAGACAUGGUGCUCCAGUAUGAAGGCCGCAGCCUGAGUGACAACCCUCCUCAUCUUUUUGCCAUUGCUAAUCUCUCAUAUACCACCAUGAUGGAUGCCAAAAAGGACCAGUGUAUUGUGAUCAGUGGAGAAAGCGGAUCAGGAAAGACUGAGGCUACUAAACUGAUCCUGCGUUACCUGACAGCCAUACAUCACAAACGCAAUGUCACACAACAGAUAGAGAUCCUGGAGGCCACGCCCCUGUUGGAGUCUUUUGGGAAUGCCAAAACAGUGCGCAAUGACAACUCCUCGCGCUUUGGCAAAUACACACAGAUCUACAUGGAGGAGGGUGUAAUCAGCGGUGCCAUAACGUCUCAGUACCUGCUGGAGAAGUCCCGCAUUGUCUUUCAGGCCAAAUCAGAGAGGAACUACCACAUCUUCUAUGAGAUGUUGGCUGGUCUUCCUCCUCAUGAGAAGCGAUCACUGUAUCUGCAGGAGGCUGAGACUUACUACUAUUUGAAUCAGGGAGGCGACUGUACCAUAGAGGGGAAGGAUGACGGGGAGGACUUCAAGCGUCUGCUGAGUGCCAUGGACAUCCUGUGUUUCACCCCAGAGGAGCUAAACGGCAUCUAUAGAUUGUUGUCCUCUGUCCUUCAUCUGGGGAACGUUUACUUCCAGCCACACCAGGCUGAAGGUCAGGAGGUUGCGUCGGUGGUGAGCGCACAGGAGAUCAGGGUUGUGGCUGAGCUGCUGCAGGUCUCACCUGACGGCCUGCAGAAGUCUGUCACCUUCAAACUGACGGAUACAGUGCAGGAGAAGAUCUACACUCCGCUGACAGUGGAGAGUGCUGUGGAUGCCAGAGAUGCUGUUGCCAAGAUCCUGUAUUCGCUGCUGUUUAGUUGGCUGACAGAGCGCAUCAACGGACGGGUCUACCCUCGCAACGAAGCCCUCUCCAUCUCCAUACUGGACAUAUAUGGAUUUGAGGAGCUACAGGUGAACAGUUUUGAGCAGCUGUGCAUCAACUACGCCAAUGAAACUUUGCAGUUCUACUUUAACAGAGUCAUCUUCCAGGAGGAGCAGGAGGAGUACAUGCGGGAGCAGAUUGAGUGGCAGCAGCAGCCUUUCGGUCACAACCAGGCCUGUCUUGACCUCAUCGCUGCUAAGCCCCAUGGGAUACUGCGCAUACUGGACGACCAGUGCGGUUUCCCUCAGGCAACAGACCACACCUUCCUUCAGAAGUGCCACUAUCACCAUGGAAACAACCCGCUGUAUGCCAGGCCAAAGAUGCCACUGCCAGAGUUCACCCUGAAACACUACGCUGGGAAGGUCACUUAUCAGGUGCACAAAUUCUUGGAUAAGAACUUUGACAUGGUCCGCCAGGAUGUGUUGGACCUCUUCAUCCAGAGCAAGAACAGAAUGGUAUCCAGCCUCUUCUUGAAGCACUCAGAAUCGGUUUCUCAGCAGCGGUCUAACGCUCGACGCAGCAGUGCGGUGCGGCGUUACCAGGCCAACACGGUCAGCGCAAAGUUUCAGAGCAGCCUGCAGGAGCUGCUGGAGAAGAUGGAAAGGUGUAACCCUUAUUUUGUGCGAUGCAUCAAGCCAAACCAUCAUAAGGAGCCAGGGGUGUUUGACAUGGAGCUGGUCAACACUCAGCUGCAUUACUCUGGUAUCAUGGAGACCAUCCAUAUCAGGAAGGAUGGUUAUCCAAUCAGAUUGCACUUUCACAGCUUCCUGUCAAGGUAUAAAGCCCUGCUCUGCCUGAAGGAUCUUCCACCUGCAGACGGAGAAAACUGUGUCAUCAUGCUCCACAAACUCGGCCCGGCCAAGCCCGGCUCGUACCAGCUGGGAGUCAGUAAGAUUUUCCUGAAAGAGGAGUUGUAUCAGCAGUUGGAGGGGAAGCGUGACCGCGUGCUGAACAUCGCCGCCAUGACGCUGCAGAGAUACACUCGCAUGUGCUUUGUCCGAAAGAAUUUUGUGAAGUUCAGGCGCAGGAUAACCCUCUUUGAAGCUCGCUCCAGAGGCUACCUGGCCAGAAAAAAGUUGGCUCUGAGGAGGAAGUACCUCAUCGUGUUCCGCUCCGCCGUGCUGCUCAUCGUCAACCGCCAGCGGUACAUGAGGACAGUGGUGGAGCCUGCAAGGAAGGCGGAGGAGGAUCGCAUCAAUAGAGAGGUGGUGAAUGUGACAACACUGCCUAUCCCUGCUGAGCUGGCAGCCCUGCUUCAGGCGGCCUCAGGUGGUGAAGAGCUGCAUUCUGACUGCUUGGCUGUGGUCCAGGCUCCAAAGGUUCAGGUUGACCCUCAGCUGACCCUGCCCCUGGAUAUCAACAACUACCUCAUGACACACUACAUCCGGGCCAUAUUUAGGGAGCCGUUGUUCGGGAUGCUGACAGCCCCACUGGACAGUUCUCUGAUCAGACUGGAUGAGGAGCUAAAACAAGGAGCCCUGAACGUUUUCAUUCUGAUACUCAGGUUCAUGGGUGACCCUAACCUGAAUGGGGCUCAGGAGAAUCUCUUUGGGAACUACAUCAUCCAGAGAGGACUGGCCAAUCCCAGCCUCCGUGAUGAGAUCCUGGCUCAGGUAGCCAAUCAGGUUUGGAGGAAUCCUAAUGUUUUGAAUUCAGAACGAGGCUGGCUCCUGCUCUCCUCUUGUCUUUCUGCCUUCUUGCCCUCUCAACGACUGGCCAAGUAUCUGCUGAAGUUUGUUUCUGACUAUGGGCCGGAGGGCUACGACUGUGUGUGUCAGCACCGUCUGCUUCAGGCUCUGCAGCGGCUGAACGUGGGGCCAGAGUACGUCCGGACGUACCCGCCCUGUCUGCUGGAGUGGACCGCCAAUCGCAAGAGAGCUCACACUGUCCUGCACAUACACUGUUUCGAUGGUGAGACUUUCCUGUGUCCUCUACACUCCUGGACAACAGGAGAAGAGAUGGCCAAAGACAUCUUACAACACAGGGGUGUGGUGGAGGGGCGUCGAGGCUGGUCGGUGCUGCUGAAGGAGCCGGCUCAGUGGGUGGAGCUUGAGGGCUCAGACUACGUUCUGGACUUGAUGUCGGACCUGGAACUUCCUGCUGACUUCCCCAAACACAGCAGCUACUUCAUCAUCUCUGCACAGGAACCAACCAGAGUGCGGCCCAAUGCCAGCAUCAGCCUGUUGGGUGGCGGGUUUGAAAUAAAUGAUGACAUCAUAUCUCCGGCCAUACCUGGCUCUGAUGGACAAGACUUGGAGCCUCAGAGAGGGAUGGAUCGUUAUCUCGACAGCCUGUUUGACCCUGUUCUGUUGGACGGAGCUGGAGAAGGAGAAUCAGCUGCAGGACUCUCCAGCAGGAUGAAGGGAGCCGGGGGAGUUGGAGGAGGGUGGCAACAGCAGGGGCAGUCCACCGGCCCCCCACCUCCACCUGGAGCUGUGAGAGUCCUUCCUGUGGGAGGUGUGAUGUCGCCUCCUGUUGCUGCGGUGGCACCUGUAACACCUGAUGCCCAGCAGGCUGUUUUGACCACGCAGCAGCAGGCGAUCGUGAACCAGCAGGCCGUCAUGAUGGCCCAGCAGAUGACCAUGCAGGCCAUGGCCAUGGUCAGCAGCCCGGUGUCGAGCCCUCCCACCUCCCCGAUCACAAGCCCUCCCAUGAGUCCUCUGUUCCACCACCCUCCCAGCCCAUACGCCCCCGCCAGCCCCUACGCUGUCAUACCUCCAAGCCCGUAUGCUAACAUCCCGCCCAGCCCCUACGCCAACUUCACCCCCACUCCCUAUGCCGCAGCAAACAUCCCGCCAAGCCCCUAUCCUCCCUCUGCUCAGCAGGGACAAACUCCAUCACAGCCUCAAGCUGCUGCUGAGCCCCAGACUCAGCCUCAAGCUCAGUCUCAGCCUCAGGCCUCCCGCCCCAACCCCAAACCUCAGCCAAGCUCCGCUAAAACCGACAAAACUGAGCCAGGGCAGCCUGAAGCUAACCCCGCUGCACAGUCAGGUAAGGACAGCGUCCCUCGGAGGAAGGCUCCAGGCAUCCCUGUAAACAAGGACAAACCAGUCAAGAAGUUUGCCCCAGUGGUCACGUCUCCUCCGCCCCCUGCUGGAGAGGUGGUGAAGUACUCGGCUCGGACUUCAGAUCACGUCGUCCCCAGUCAAGAUAUCCAAGAAAUCAUCAAAAGAUACAACUCACCACCUCCACCGCCAGACCCGCUGCCUCCUGGCAAGAGGAGACCAGAGGGGAAGUUUAAGAAGAAGCAAACCCCUCGUGAUGAAGCUUUACAGAUCCUCAAACCCCAGAUGGACAACCCUCCUGCUCCACAGCCCAAACGUCCUGUUGCCCCUCCACCUUCUGCGUCUGCAGUCAAAGAGGUGGGAGUUAAACCCACCAAGAGCCCGAAGACGAGACCUGAUCGUCCUCUCCCCAUACCUCCGCCAGGUGCGCACACUCUUACUCCAAUUUCUCGAGAGCUCCCGGUAGAGACCGAGACCAUCCAGACACAGCUUCAUCAGAGCACCAACGAAGAGCACUACACCUACACCAACGUUCCCUGGAGACUCUACCUCAGGAAGGAGGUUUUCUAUCCCAAAGACAGCUUCAACAAUCCUGUGGUGUUAGACCUGAUUUUCAAACAGAUAGUGAAUGACACUCUGUCAGAGGCGUGUGUUCGCAUCACCCGGGAUGAAAGGCAGAAAAUGAAAGCUCUUUUCGCUAAACACAGCGUUGAACAGAAUAUGGAUCCAGUGGAGGAGCAUGUGAAGAAAACAGUUGUGACAGCAGCCAGGGAAACCUGGGAAAUAUACUUCUCCAGACUCUUCCCUGCCUCGGGUAGUGUAGGAACAGGUGUGCAGGUGCUAUCAGUGUCGCACAGUGGAAUCAAGCUGUUGAAGACUGUAAAAAGCAGCGCUGCAGCUCCAGACUACUUCAGAGUCCUACGACCGUACACCUAUGCAGACAUCUUGUUUGUAACCAUCCCAUCUGAGAACAUGCUGGAGUUCAACCUGACCAAUGAGAAGCUGAUCCUGUUCUCAGCCAAGGCACUGCAAGUCAAACACCUCAUUGACACCUUCAUCAGUGAGAUCAAAAGGGACUCAGACUAUGUGAUCGCUGAACGUAACUUUGUGACAGACGACCGCUCCAUGCUCAGUUUCCACAAGGGAGACAUCAUCAGGCUGCAGGUUAUGGAUGGGCUGGAGAAAGGCUACAGCUACGGCUGCGUGGUGAGGAAGAAGGUGGUGUUUUUGGAGGAGCUGAAGAGAGACACUCAGGACUUUGGUUGGAAGUUUGGCGCUGUGUUCGGCCGCUCCGGUGCGUUUCCGGCCGAGUGCGUCCAUCCUGUCGCUCCUCCUGACUUCCUGUCGCUGCCGCUGGACCGUAAGGCUGAAGCCUCGUGGAGGAGCGGGACAGUUUGCUGUGUCAUCAGCCGUCGCUGUUGCCGUGGCGUCCACCAUGGCUGCACACGAGAUAGAUCAAACAAUUGAGAAAGUUUCUCUUGAUGGCUUUGGUGAUGGAGAUCUGGAUGAGAGAGCGCUGCAGGACAGUAAAUAUGAC
Messenger RNA from Lates calcarifer (barramundi perch), 11085 nucleotides. RefSeq names its product myosin XVAb (gene myo15ab). Lineage: Eukaryota; Metazoa; Chordata; Actinopteri; Centropomidae. Gene Ontology annotation, cellular component: cytoskeleton; myosin complex. The record is from RefSeq and is a predicted model, not a curated record. Gene Ontology annotation, molecular function: protein binding; cytoskeletal motor activity; ATP binding.